AUGUAUCAUAUCACAGGAAAUUGUACAGCGGGUUGUAAACCUGGUUUUAGUGGUGUUGAUUGCACAAAACAUUGCCCCGAAGCUUCUUACGGCAAAGAGUGUUCGAAAAUGUGUACAGAUAGAAAUUGUUUACAGAAUCAAAAUUGUGACAGUAUGAAUGGCAACUGUGUUGAUGGUUGUCAACCAGGUUUUAUUUCAAUCGACUGUACACAAGGUUUUAUAUCAGUUGACUGUACACAAGGUAAAUAUAAUAUAGUGAGUACAGUAUAUAAUAAUAUUAAUGGUAGAUAUCAUAUUGAUGGUUGUCAACCAGGUUUUAUAUCAAUUGACUGUACACAAGGUUUUAUAUCAAUUGACUGUACACAAGGUAAAUAUAAUAUAGUAUGUACAGUAUAUAAAAAUAUUAAUGGUAGAUAUUAUAUUGAUGGUUGUAGACCAGGUUUUUUAUCAGUUGACUGUACACAAGAAUGUGAUGAUGGUUUCUAUGGUGAAAACUGUAAUAAGAAAUGUUCAGAGAGAAAUUGUAUAAAUAACAGUACAGUUUGUAGUAAAGUUGAUGGUAGUUGUAAUGGUGAAUGUCUAGAUGGUUAUAGUGGUGUAGAUUGUAGCCGUUCUAGUUCAGCUCCUAAUCCUAAUAAUGCAGAACCUGGUGAUAAUAAUGAAACCUCCAUCAUUAUAGGAGUUUUAGUUGCUAUUAUUAUUGUCUUGGUAGCUAUAAUUGUAGGUGUCUGUGUAUACUUAAAAAAAAGAAAAUUGUUUCCAUCUUCAAGUAUCAAAGAUCCACCAGUAGUGAAUUUCAAUGCUACAACGCCUACAGCUGGUCAUAUCUAUAUCAAUGAUACAGUAGAAAAUGAUUUAACUGAACAGUCAAAUGUUAACCAUUACAGUUCAUUAGGAGCUGCUUAUGUGAAUGAAAAUCCAUAUGAACAGAUUAAAAAGUGA
Lottia gigantea (owl limpet) is the source of this 942-nucleotide messenger RNA. RefSeq lists its product as hypothetical. Bases 1 to 942 code for a protein of 313 amino acids. Lineage: Eukaryota; Metazoa; Mollusca; Gastropoda; Lottiidae. The record is from RefSeq and is a predicted model, not a curated record. The transcript has 7 exons.